Culicoides brevitarsis is the source of this 2475-nucleotide messenger RNA. RefSeq lists its product as uncharacterized. The record is from RefSeq and is a predicted model, not a curated record. Gene Ontology annotation, molecular function: DNA-binding transcription factor activity. NCBI's taxonomy places the organism in Eukaryota, Metazoa, Arthropoda, Insecta, Diptera, Ceratopogonidae. Bases 687 to 2018 code for a protein of 443 amino acids. Gene Ontology annotation, biological process: regulation of DNA-templated transcription. The transcript has 5 exons.
AGCCACGACUUCUCCGGUAACUUUUCUUCUUACAGUGCAUGUUGUGAAAUUCACUUCCAAUAUUCCCGAGCAAAAUCGUAAAGCGAACGUACAAUUUCGUGUCGAACAAUUCAAUACUAAACUUUGCAACCAAAAGACGAACAAUAUUCCUGAACAAAUUUUUAAAACAGAAAAUUUUAAGUAACUCAAAGUUAAUUUCUAGUACAAAAGACACUAAAGUAUUAUAUUUAAAUUAAAAGCAAGCACUGCGGAAGAAAUAAAUUGAAUUAUUUUCAAAAAGUCAGAGACUUUAAAAAAUUAUAAAGACUUGUGCAAAAAAAAAAGUACAAAGUCCAAAAAGUACUCAAUAGUACGGAAAAUAAUUAAAAGACUUUCCAACUGGUUGAGAGGCACUGACCCUCGACUUGUUUCUUGGCGAGCACGCUAAAAGCUUAAAAAUUUAUCACCCUCAGUCCGGUGAAUCAAAUAAUUCCCGUUCAGAAUGGCUGCAUUCCAAGCAAGCAACGCAAGUUCUUCAUCCUGCAAACAAUCAGGUAACAAAUGUGGAAACAAGAGAUCAGCAACACGUCGAGCACUACUUUUGCACAGAGGAGUUGUCACUAAUCAAUCAACUUUUAAGCGACGAAUUAAUAAUUCCCAAUCCGGAAAUAAUCUUCUUUGCACAGAAUUCGGAGCAGCAACAAUUUAUGGGCAAUCAACCGAUAACUGGUGGCGUUACCGAGUACCCGAUACCAGCCACGAAGACCUUUGGCGCUAUAGGUGAAGAGCUAAAUACUCCAAUUAUUGAUCAAACCUUUAACGGAUUCGAAUAUUUAAGCAGUUCCGGCAAAUCAGACGAAAGCAUUUCACACAACAGCAGCAGCAACAUAUUAACUGAGCUACCACACACAUCGCCUGCCUCAUCUCAGGACUUCUGGGGUCCCCCAUCGAUCAAGUCAGUUUUGAGUGAGAGCGACGAAAUGAUCAUCAAUAAUAACAACAACAACAUUUACGAGACAUCUCCCCUCGGCUUCGAGGAAGAUUAUCUCAAGUUAUCUGCCGUAGCGGAGAACAACUUCAAGCAAAUCAGCGAGUCGUACAAAGCCAAGCAACCUCUUCCCGUGAUCGUGGAGGACUUUUCAGCGGAAAAUACAAAAGAUAUCGAAGACGAUGUCUUCACAAAAGUCGAAUUCAGUAGCCAGGAUCCUGCAAAUAUGGUGCCGUAUCCACUUUUAGCGACAGAAACGACAAUUUCUGACAGUAGUGACGUAGUAACUAGCAUUAAGGACAACAAUAAUUCGGUGAUGGAGCAUCAAGUUAGUGAUAGUAUUUGUAUUAAGGAGACACCAAGACCGAAAUUGAAGCUGGAAAUGCCCAAAAUACCAGCAAACACGUUCGAAAGCAACGUCGUGGGCACCCCAGACAUCAUCAUGCAAACAUUAGAACUGGAAAAGGACUUUGAUCUUAUCCGAUAUGUCAAUAAUCCAGAGAAUCACAUUACCUUCGACGUAAUCAAGCAAGAACCGGAAUUCGAAGAACCUACCAUCGUCGUUGAAGAGGAAAUCGUUCGUCCCAAACGCAAAUCCACCGUUUCCGUUGAGCAACUUACGGCCCUCAUCAACAACGCCUCGCCCAAACGUCGACGAACAAGUACCCGGACACGCGCCUCGAGCCCAGCUACCUCCACCGUCAGCGAUUUCGACUUCAAUCCGAGCAGCGUUCAGUCCAAUGCCUCAUCCGAUGACUCGUAUCGCACGCCGCGUCGUCGAGGACGUCCCGCGAAACCAGUGGCAUCCCUUCUAAACCUCAACGAAUUCGCCAAUUUGAGUGCCGAAGACUUGAAAUACCGCGAAUUGCGGAACAAAAACAACGAAGCGUCGCGUCGUUCGCGCAUGAAUCGUCGUUCGAAGGAGCAACAAAUGGAGGACGAAGCGCGUGACCUUGAACACAAAAAUAACUACUUGGAGGUCGAAGCGGUCAAGUUGGAACGAAAAUUGGCAAAAUGGCAGACGGCGAUCAAGGAGAUUUAUCGCAUGUAAAAGCGGCAUUUUUCUGUAGGAUUAAGAUAAAAAUGAUUCCUUAACGUAGAUUUGAUUUAGCUCACACAAUAUUUAUUAAAAUAAUUUGCUAAGUCAGAUUUUUUUUAUGAUUAAGACGAAAAAUUUGGCCCUGUGGCUUCCCGAUUCCUGGGGAAAUGCAUCAGUGGUGUCUCUCUAAAUAUAAAUUAUUAUUGCUAGUUUUAUUUUUAUUAUUAAUGUCGUAUUUUUAACAAAUUAAACACAAAUUAGGUUUAAGAGUGUUUGUCUACUAUUAAUUAAGAUACAAAUAUUUUUUGUACUAUUUUCGUUUUUUUUUUCAUAUAAAAUAUCCAAUUAUUUGUAAAAGUUAUUAAAAAAAAGCAGAACAAAUGUAGAAGUAUUUUACUCCCUUUAAAUUUAUUUCAUUAAAAAAAAUUAUAAAAUUUCAUGUAAAAAAAAAAAUUAAUAAAUUGUUAAA